AUUUAAAUUAAUAUCUUUAUUUUAUUUUAAAUCUUUCACUUAAUGUUUGUUACUAUACGUGUUUUAUUUUUUAUGUUUCAGAUAAGUUAAAGUUAAUAUUUAUAAAUUAUUGUUAAUUUUAUAACUAUAAUGUUCUAAAUUUGUGGUUUUUGAUAUUUUUAGGUAUUAUACGUAUAAUAGGACCUUUAGAUGCUUUCUCCAUGCUUGUCUUCGAUCUGGACUCAAAUAUUGGAUCUUUCAUGAAAAAUAGUUCAGAUACUAUUACUCAAACAAUAGUGUCAUCCUGAAGUUAGCUUGUAUUGGAAGCUUGGUGACGUACUCUUUUGUUGGAAUGGAGAAGUUUGAUUCUAUAGCCUUCAGUUGAUUCCAUCCUACUCUUUUGUUUGUGGAUUUGCUGCUGCAAUUCUUAUUAUAUCUAAUUUCAUGGUUCAAUCAAAAUUAAUUGGUAAACCAUAUUUAUGUAUGUUUUCUUUCAUUUUCAGCUUACUAUCGAGGAGCCAAGGGAAUUCUGCUAGUAUAUGAUAUAUUAGGAAUUGGAUUCGCAACAUCGAACAGCAUGCUUCAGAUAAUGUCAACAAGAUCCUGGUAGGAAACAAGGCUGAUAUGGAUGAAAGUAGAAGGGAUGUGCCCACCGCUAAGGGCCAAGCACUUGCUGAUGAGUAUGGGAUCAAGUUCUUCGAAACUGUAAGUGCUGUACAGCUUGUGAAAAUCUGAUAUGCAAAUUUUGAGUUUAUGUAUUGUGUACUGAGAGUCUAAAUUGUACAUAUAUUGCAAAGUGCCGAAACGAAUUUAAAUGUUGAACAAGUUUUCUUUUCAAUAGCAAGAGAUAUAAAACAAAGGCUCGCUGAUACUGACAACAAAGCUGAGGUACAUUUCGAAAGUUUUGUUUCUGCUCCUGUUUGUGGAGCACAUAUCUUAAUACACAUUUGGGGUGCUGGGGCUAGUAGUUUAGCUGUACAAAAAUCAGCAUGCUGUGGUUCUUAAGCUGACUAAAAUUAUUUAGAAAGUGGGGGGAUGCAUUAUUAUUGCAUUAUGCUUUGGAAAUGAGAAAGAGGAAAGAAAACUAAUUGUAUGACAAUAUGGUGGAUGCUUGUAGUCUAAUUGUCAUUCUUUUGAACUUGUUCGUGUGAGAUAAUUCUUAUUGUUUGAAAAAAUUGUGUCAAAUGUGGCUUUUUUUUAAAAAAAAAUAAAAAAAAUUAACUAUCUUAUUUGUUUUUUAUUUUAUUUUGUCAUGAACAACUAUUUUUUAUAGAAAUUUUUACAUGAAAAAUCCUUUUUAGACACUUUAUUACAAAAUUACCCUCACACGUCUAUUACUACAUUUCUACUUACAAAAUUAUUUUUAUUACACAUUUACCACUUACUCAUCAUACCAUGCAUACACGUGUGCUCUCCCCAUGCAUCAUCAAUCAAAUCAUACUCUCUUCCCUCUCUUUUUUCAUUUUGUUUUCAUUUCAUUUUCGAUUCUUCAUUUCUGUUCUCUAAGUUCAUUUUGAAUUCAAGUAACCUCCAUUAACCACCCAUAAUUUAUCACGUUUUUCCCUCUUCUUUUUGGUUCAUCCACGAAUUUUCAACUUCCUCUUAGCCCACGAUUUAGCAACUGUUUUUCCCUCUCUGUUUCAGUUUUUUUCAAUCUUAUUUAUAGGAUGGCAAUCACUCGUUCAUCUUCAUCCCCUUCUCCAGUUCUCAAACAGAAAUCAAAAAUGGGCAAGAAAUCUUUGGCCAACAAAUCCAAGGGUAAACGCCCAAUCAUUGAUGAUUUUGAUUCUGAUUUUGAAGCUCCAAUGCCGAAGCGUGUGAGACCCCAUUCUUCGAAGAAAACGAAGCUGAACUUGGAGGAGCACACGCUUCCAGAAAUUUCUGGGAAAAAAUUUCAAAAAUCUAUUACACAUGCUGAAGAUCGGACUGAGGUUGGUUUUUAGUUUUAUUUUCGUUUCCCCCUUUCUUCCAUUUAUGCUUUACCCAGAUUUUGGCGUUUUCAUGUUCAUUAUGCUUUGUGUAAUUUUAGGGUUUCAUUUGCGCAUUUUGUUUCAUGUUUUUAAAUUUUUUAUUUAUUUAUUGUUGCUUUUGAUCAUUUCAUUUGAUUCUGGUCUGGGUGUUGUUCUUUAAUUUGGUUUUGUUUUCUUUAUUUUCAGUGUUUUUUUGUGCUUACAGGUUAUGUGUUUUGUUUUUCGUUUUUGGUGUUUUCAAUCAGUCGUCGGUAGUUUCUUUUCAGUUUUUUAAUAGUUUGUUACUGGUAUGUUUUGAUGUGUUUUCGAUUUUCAUUAGGUUUAGUUGUUUGCUGUUAUAUUUUAGAUUUCAAAACGAUUUUCAAAUCUUUGCUCUAUAUUUUUCUAUAGUUGUAUAUGUUUUUUAGUUUGUUUGUUGUUUUAAUAUAGUUUUAUUGUUCUUUUUAUACUGCAUUUUUCGAUUUCUUUUAGGGUUAGUUGUUUACUGUUUUUUUUAUGUUUCCAAACGAUUUCAGGUCUUUACUGUUAUUUUCUGUGUAGUUGUUUGCUAUUGAUAGUUUAUUUUUAGUUUGUUUGUAGUUGUAUUACAGUUUUCAUACUGUUUUAUUCAGGAUUUAUAAUUUAUUUUGGCCCUUUUCGUUAUGUUGCAGGUUUGGGACUGUAAAUUUAGUCCUUCUGAUUUUUACAGAUCUAAGUGUGUAUGCACCAGUGUUUAUUCUGUGAUAGAUAAUAUUAAAAACACUUUAUCUGUUAAUUUGCUUUCUUUGUUUCGUCAAACUCAGUUUGGGCAUUUUCUGGAUAUGCCUGAGUUUGUUUUUCAUCCGCAAGUCGUACAUAGUUUAUUACUAAGGGAAGUUUUACAGCCUAAUCCUAAGGAGUUUUGGGCUAAGGUUGCUGGUCGUUGCAUACGGUUUAGUGCCGAAGAAUUUUACCUGAUUUCUGGUUUAGAUUGUUUCGGUGAUUGCAACAAGUUGUUGUUUUCACAGGAAACAAAUCAAUUGGUAGAAACAUGUUUCCGCGGUGUAAAAACUAUUGACAACAAAGCCAUCGAGGAUGCUUUUUUGGGUAGUCGGUGGGGUUUGGAUGAGUCUAUUGGUUUGAAAAUGGCUGUUUUGUAUUUCAUUCAGUGUUUUCUUCUUAGCAAUACUCCUGACAAAGAAGUGUCUAGGUUUGUUCUAGAUGUAGUUGAUAGCGGUCGGUGGGAUGAGUAUUGUUGGGGUAGGGAAUCAUUUGAAUUGACAAUUGACUCAUUCAAAGGUAGGAUCGAGCAUGGGAUCAUUAUGAAAAAUAGAAAGGCAGAGAAGGGAGGUCAAUAUGAUGGCUGGUAUAGGGCAUUGGGAUGUCCUUGGGUUUUCACUGUUUGGUUUUAUGAAUGUUGUCCUGCAAUGGUGAACUCUUUCUGUAAGAGAGUUUCAUCUUCUAUUCCCAGGAUUCUGAACUGGAGCAACACCAUCGUCACCAAAAAUCCAACCCUUCGAGACUUGAAGGGCAAGAUUUUUGAUUUACCUUUGGAGAAGUUGAAGAUAAAAAACAUGCGUCCUACUGAUGAAGAGAGGCAGCAGCUUCAACUUGACGGUCUAUUUCUCGAUGAAUCUAUUGAUGAACGUGGUGUAGCGAAGCAAUCCUUCGAGGGUGGGUCAUCUUCAAAGAAGUCUGAUUCAGCAGAUAUUGAUUGGAUGAAAUCUAAGCUGGAGAUGCUCAUUUCGAAUCAAUCAUCAUUGGCCGAGGACUUCAUUUCAUUGAGGUGUUUUGUUGAUUUUAAUUUCAAAUCCGUAAUGACUGUAAUUAAGGAUAUCCAAGAGAAGGUUAAUGUCAUUCAUCGUCGUCCUUCUGACGAGGUAUUUAUUCUUAUUUUAUUGUUUAGGUUUUUUUAUAUUUUUUUUUGUAUAGUUUCUUUACUGUUUUAUUUAAGUUUCAUUUAUGUUGGUUGA
Messenger RNA from Cannabis sativa, 3880 nucleotides. RefSeq lists its product as uncharacterized. The transcript has 5 exons. The coding region runs from base 2591 to 3880 and encodes 429 amino acids. Lineage: Eukaryota; Viridiplantae; Streptophyta; Magnoliopsida; Rosales; Cannabaceae. The record is from RefSeq and is a predicted model, not a curated record.